UAUAUAUAUAUAUAUAUAUAUAUAUAUAUAUAUAUAUAUAUAUAUAUAUAUAUAUAUAUAUAUAACAUCGCGAGAUACACCUAUGUUUUGUGAAUUGCCGAACAAGCCCGGCUACACCCGAAACCAUGACAUCAGCAGCCCACUUGCCCGCCAGCCGUCAGGAGCUGAAGGAGUUUGACAGCGUCAAGGAGUCCAUCAGUGACAUCAUCAACCAACUGCAGGACAUCGACCCCGCCCGCCUGUCCUUCUCGCCCUUUCUGGACCUGGACACCCAGAUCUCACUGGCGCCCAUCUCUGACAGCCCCGAGUCCUCCGUGGAGGAGCUCAACUCCCUGUCCCGCUCCUCACUGGCGUCCCGCUCCUCACUGGUGUCCCGCACCUCCCUGGAGCCACCACCAGGGGGAGAGAGAGAGGAGGGGCCCGGAACAGAGUGCACGCUGGGAAGGAGACAUUCAAUAUCAAAUCAAAAUGAGUGCUCAGAAUCAUCUGUGGUGGAAGAGGAGGGGCGUGUGGUUGUCACAGUAACAAGCGAAACAUCCUUCCUGGAUACCGUCAAGACAGAUGGCCACAGAGACAGAAUUGUCCCUCAGUCCCAGGGGGGGAUUCCAAAUGGGACAGAAGAAAAUCACCCACAGACGCUGAAUCGGUUUGAACUGGCCAAUCAGGAAGCUACGAGGGACGAGGAACAGCCAUUCCUGGGCCCGCCCCCUCACGCCGAGACCAUAGAGCUUGUUUCCCAUGGUUCCCAGGGGCAGCCUGAAGAUCGUCCCUCCCUCGUCACUCCAGAGGCCUCAGACAGGGGGCGCUGUGGGUGCUGUGGGUGUUGUCGAAGUGCCCGGCUCAGAGCGGUCUCCUCAGUCUUUGCUUCGCUGCUGCUCCUCCCCGCUGUGCUCUACGGACUGUACUUCUACCUGCCCUUUGACCCCCCGCUCUGCCCAGACCUGACCAGCCGAAUCACGUUUACCAUUCGCUGCUGCGUGGCUUCAGCGACCCCCAUCAUCCUGGGUGUGCUGACAGCCGCUGUGUCCAGACUCUGCUCCCCUGCUCUCCACCCCCUGGAGGCGUGUCCACGAGGCCCCGCCCUCCAGCAGCGAUUUGUCUCUGCCUCCAUUGAGCAGCUCCUCCUCUACGCCCUCAACCUGGUCGUUAUGGCGACUUUCCUGGAGCAGGAGCAGCUGAGGGCCGUGCCCACCCUGGCAGGCGUGUUCGGAGUUGGGAGGCUGCUGUACUGGCUCUCUCUCCAGCUCUGCAGCUCCAUGCGGGGCUUCAGCUCAGGACUCACCUUCUUCCCCCUCUUGGCGAUGGCUGCCUUCAACCUGUUCUGUCUCUUUGAGCUGGGGCUCAAUCACCUCUUCCCUGUCCCCCAGGGAGAAGCCUCCUCACACACCACACCCACACCUGGCCUUGCAAUACUCGGCGGCUGACACUAGAGGGUACUGUUGGUCUUGUUGUUGUGCUUUUGUUUUCUUGGUCUCUGUUGAAUGAUUCUCUGGCUUCCAGUGUGGAAAUGUCAAAAUAGGAAUUUAAAUGAUAUGCAGAGAAUUCCCCCAAAAAAGAAAAAACAUAUAGUCGCAAGUGUCAUAAAUUUUCGUCAUAUUGCUUAAUUAUGAUUUUUAUGGCUGAUUAAUUGUGAUGGGCUGAGAUGCAUUUAUAAUAUGUAAUGUGCUGCCUCAAUUGU
Molecule: messenger RNA, 1678 nt
Organism: Polyodon spathula (Mississippi paddlefish)
Lineage: Eukaryota; Metazoa; Chordata; Actinopteri; Acipenseriformes; Polyodontidae
Exons: 5
Coding region: 126-1424 (432 amino acids)
Biological process (GO): regulated exocytosis
Cellular component (GO): trans-Golgi network membrane; lysosomal membrane
Source: RefSeq, a predicted model, not a curated record